GCCGCAUCUGCACCCGCGGGGCGGCGACUGCCGAGCACAUGCACUCUCAAAACUUCGCCGCCGUCCUCACCAUGUAGCCGCAAGCUCAAGGAAAACCUAGAAUGUCAGCGUGGAAGAAGGUGCUGCUGAGCAUAGUGCAACAACGCUGCUGUAUCCUCCCAGAUAGGAACACAGAGUCACAGUGCACAUUGUGUGGUGAGACCGAAGAUCAGCUAGAUUCAUGGUCUCCACCGCCGUACUUCGAUGAAGACAGCUACCCCUCCCCUCCCAGGAAUAUGAAAGGUUUAUCAAGCGGUCGUCCUCAACUCACCUUCACAUCAGGACACACCUGUGGGCUGCCAGACUGCGAUCAGUCCCUCGACCACUUGCAGCAUGUCGGCCCCGAUUCCCGCUCUCCCUACCUUCUCAGUCCGACCGAGAGCUGCCCUCUGGAUCCACACCGCUGCUCGCCCCGCAGCUCCAUCCACUCGGAGUGCAUGGUGAUGCCCGUUUCCAUGGCAUCUGACCACGUUUCCAGCAGCACCUUUCCCAGAAUGCAUUACAGUUCACACCACGACGGCUCGAGAGACGACGGCUCUGCUUCUCACGGUGGCAGCGGCAGCGGAGGGGGAGGCGUUGGUGGUGGGGGUGGCGGGUCUGGGAAGAUGAAUCGUAUUCCAGCGAACCUGCUGGACCAGUUCGAGAAGCAGUUGCCGAUUCACAGAGACGGUUUUCACACGCUGCAGUACCAGCGCACGUCUGCAACCACCACAAGCAGCGAGCAGCGCAACGAGAGUCCCGGGCGCAUCCGCCAUCUGGUGCAUUCCGUCCAGAAGCUCUUCACCAAAUCCCACUCUCUCGAGGGGUCAUCCAAGAUGAACGGCACCAAGGGAGACUCUCGCUCAGACAGCGGACACCACCACCACCACCAUCACGGACACCACCAUGGGAACCACAAACACAGCAAACGGAGUAAGAGCAAGGAGCGCAAGUCAGACUCCAAGCAACGCUCAGGGAUAGCAGGCUGGUGGAGUUCUGACGACAACCUGGACAGCGACAGCACCUACCGGACUCCUAGCAUCAUGAGUCGCCACCACGGAGAUCAUAUCACUCACUGUUACCCGGACACAGGCCAUGGUCACUUUGGUGACCUUUCGCUCAAGACCUCCAAGAGCAACAACGACGUGAAAUGUUCGGCAUGCGAGAGCAUCGCUAUGGCCCCCGAGGGCAAAUUUAUGAAGCGCAGCUCCUGGUCGACACUGACUGUCAGCCAGGCUAAAGAAGCCUACCGCAAAUCUUCCCUCAACCUGGAGAAACCGACCAUGCCUCAAGAUCUGAAGUCCUCCAUGAGGCCUUGUCAUUAUUUGCAGGUCCCUCAGGAUGAAUGGGGAGGGAGAGAUGAGGAGAUCCCAUGCAGAAGGAUGCGGAGCAGCAGUUACGUUAAAGCCAUGGGUGACCAAGACAGCGGAGACUCCGACGGCAGCCCUAAAAACUCCCCACAGAAAAGCAUGCGACCCAACGCUCUCGUCAAAUCCGUGCUGCAGAGACAACUUUCAGACCAGAGCUCAUACCGUUUGGACAAGUCAAGCCGAGACAUGGUCAAAUACCUCACCAAUAUCACUGCAGAUUUAAGUCAAAGCUACCAUCUUCAUACCUCUAGGGAAAUCCAUCCCAGCAUCACACUGGAACCGUCUCCCAACUACAGCUCGCCGAAGUUCCGCUCCAGGAACCAGAGCUACAUGAGGGCGGUCAGCACCCUGAGCCAGGCCAGCUGCGUCAGCCAGGUCAGCCAGGUAAGCGAGACCGAGGUUAAUGGCCAGUUUGAGUCGGUGUGUGAAUCCGUAUUCAGUGAGGUAGAGUCUCAGGCCAUGGAUGCUUUGGACCUGCCGGGCUGCUUUAGAACACGCAGCCAUAGUUACCUACGAGCCAUCCAGGCCGGAUUCUCCCAGGACGAUGACUGCGUCCCCUCCAUGACAUCAUCCACUGUCACUUCCACCAUCAGGUCCACCACAGGAAUUCAGUUCCAUCUCCCUUCUUCAGGCAGUGUGGACCGUCCUUCCCAACAACCACCAGCAGUCACCUACACACCCAGUACACCCACCUAUAAGAGGACCCCUCCACCCGUACCCCCUCGUUCCACCUCCAAACCCCUCAUCUCCAUCACAGCGCAGAGCAGCACAGAGUCCACGCAGGACGCUUACCAUGAGGGACAGCUGGCCAGAGGGGGUAUCUGGGGUUCUGAUGGGUUGAGUCUGAGUUUGGGUCGAGCGCUUUAUAACUCCACUGACAGUUUGGACAGUGCCAAGGCCGUCACUAUCGCCAUGGAAGCAGCUGCCAUGGCAAUGGCAGGAAAGAGACACCCCUCCACAGACAGCCAUAGCUCAGUAAUGACCUGUGAUAAAGCUGUGCUGGUGUCCAAAGCAGAGGAGUACCUAAAAACACCAAGGUCCUCAAUAGGAAUACAGGUGGAAGCAGCGACUGACUCAGAGUGUGAAAGCAAAGGCUCUCGAGAGUAUCAGUCUGUUGGGAUUCAAGUGGAAGACGAGAGACGACAGGGCCGGUUUAAGCGGUCCAACAGUGUCACGGCCGCGGUUCAGGCGGAUCUGGAGUUAGAGGGUUUUCCUUUAAUGGAGGACAAAGGUCUACAGUUCGGAGGAGGUUUCCAGCGUCACAGCGAGCCCAGCACCCCUACGCAGUACGGCGCCGUUCGGACCGUCCGCACCCAGGGUCUGUUCAGCUACCGUGAGGACUACCGCACCCCAACGGAGCCCCCGAGUCCCCAGCGCAGCCCCGAGCCCUGGCUGGAGCCCUCGCCGCGGGAGCCCAUCGCUACCGUGGCCGUCACAGUGACUCCGCCCCAACCAACGGAUUCGGGAAGAGCGUCGCCCUCGUGCAGGAGGGACGGAAGCUGGUUCAUGCAGUUGCUGCACACAGAGACGAAAAAGAUGGAGGGAUGGUGCAAAGAGCUGGAGGGGGAGGCGGAAGAGAACGAUCUGUCAGAGGAAAUCCUAGGCAAGAUCCGGAGUGCUGUAGGAAGCGCACAGCUUUUGAUGUCCCAGAAAUUCCAGCAAUUUUAUUGGCUUUGCCAGCAGAACCUAGACCCCAGUGCCAUGCCUCGGCCCACCUCUCAGGACCUGGCUGGGUUCUGGGACCUGCUGCAGCUCUCCAUCGAUGAUGUUACCUCCAAAUUCAAUGAGUUGCAAAAGAUUAAAUCCAACGAUUGGAGGCUUAUUGAAAGUCCUGUAAAGAAGCUCCCGCCGCCAGUACCAAAGAAGACGUUGCGUAAGAGUGUGACGAGGGAAAAAUCUUUGGAUCUCCCUGACCGUCAGAGACAGGAGGCACGACGGCGCCUCAUGGCGGCCAAACGCGCAGCAUCAUUCCGACAAAACUCAGCAUCGGAACGGGCCGACAGCAUCGAGAUCUAUAUACCAGAGGCCCAAACGCGGCUCUGAGAGUCACAGGGAACAGGAACACCUUUAUCACACCAUCACCAUCAUCACUCUCAGUGACAGAGCCAGUUCAAAAUGCAUUCAUCAAUCCAGUCAUCAGAACAAGAGUUUCUUUCCUUUCAAAAGGGUUUUGUACCUUUCAGAACUGCCUGCAACAUCCAUACGAAGUUUUCCCUGUUUAGGGAGAGACACUUCACCAAAAUUGCACAACAUAUCGCAAUUGUAGACCCACAUGACAAUGACGUUACCAGACGAAGCAAAACUUUACAUAUAAGCUUUAAUCACAGCCAAUUCUGUGAGUGUCUUUCUGACAUCCAUUUAGCACUUUCAAAAUUUAAAAAUUAUGUCUCAAAUUUAAAGAAUAGUUUUGGUUUUUAUUAAAUUAUGAAACCUGAAGAAAAGUCUUUAGUUCUGGUUCCAUCUGGUUCCAUUCAUUCGAGUUUUAUAGCUUCGUAUUUCUGUUCUUACAUUUCAUUUCUCUCUCUCUCUCUCUCUCUCUCUCUCUCUCUCUCUCUCUCUCUCUCUCUCUCUCUUCGUCUUUGUAUUUCUGUUGUUCUCUCUUUCCGUCUCUCUCCCCAGUGAUUUUCAUAGUAUUUUUCUCUCUUGUUAGCAUUUAUGUAAGUGCCAGUGCUGAAAUACCUCAAUCAUACAUUUUAGACUGAAGCCGUUGGCCGGAGCGGACAGUCACAGCCUUUAAAAAAAAAAAAAAAAAAAAAAAAAACGGUGGGAAAAU
Messenger RNA from Puntigrus tetrazona (Sumatra barb), 4161 nucleotides. RefSeq names its product discs, large (Drosophila) homolog-associated protein 2a (gene dlgap2a). Gene Ontology annotation, molecular function: molecular adaptor activity. The coding region runs from base 102 to 3431 and encodes 1109 amino acids. The transcript has 16 exons. Gene Ontology annotation, cellular component: postsynaptic specialization; glutamatergic synapse. Gene Ontology annotation, biological process: signaling. The record is from RefSeq and is a predicted model, not a curated record. Lineage: Eukaryota; Metazoa; Chordata; Actinopteri; Cypriniformes; Cyprinidae.